Messenger RNA from Juglans microcarpa x Juglans regia, 1035 nucleotides. Its product is annotated as ATP-dependent DNA helicase PIF1-like. Lineage: Eukaryota; Viridiplantae; Streptophyta; Magnoliopsida; Fagales; Juglandaceae. Gene Ontology annotation, biological process: DNA repair; telomere maintenance. Gene Ontology annotation, molecular function: DNA helicase activity. The transcript has a single exon. The record is from RefSeq and is a predicted model, not a curated record. Bases 1 to 1035 code for a protein of 344 amino acids.
AUGUUACGAGACAUAACUGAUUCAAGAUUACCAUUUGGUAGAAAAAUUAUCGUAUUCGGUGGAGAUUUUCGUCAAGUCUUACCAGUGAUUCGUAAAGGCACAAGACAAGAAGAAGUUAAUGCCAGUUUAGCAUCGUCAUAUUUGUGGUCCACUUUAACUAAGAUUAGUUUAAGUGAAAAUAUGCGAGCAAGAUUCGAUCCAAACUUCUCAAAUUAUUUACUUCAGGUCGGAAAUGGAACAACACCAAUCACAAUUGAGAAUAAGAUCAAAAUUCUCAGUGAAAUGCUCAUUCCUUACAAAAAUGAUGUGGAGUCUUUAGAUGAUCUGAUCGAUGCAGUCUUCCAGGAUAUUGGAAGUUAUUCAGAAAAUUUAUCCGAAAUGACAAAUCGAGCUAUAUUGACACCAAAGAACAACUCCGUCGAUGAGAUAAAUACAAUACUUAUUCAAAGAUUUCCUGGUACAGUUACACAAUACUAUAGCUUCGAUGAAACGAUUGAUACAUCAGAACAAGGCAUCAUGGAGGAUUUCUUAAACACAUUAACACCAAAUGGACUUCCACCCCAUGAAUUAUUACUAAAAAAAAAUUGUCCUAUCAUGUUACUCAGAAAUGUCAAUCCUUCAGAAGGUUUAUGCAAUGGAACACGUCUUAUUUGUCGCAACUUUGAACGAAAUAUCAUUGAUGCUGAAAUUGCAGUUGGUCACCACACCGGAAAAAGAGUUUUCAUAUCAAGAAUUCCUUUCUUGCCAAAUGCAGACGAUAAUAGUGGUUUUCCAUUCAAAAGAACACAAUUUCCUAUCAGAUUAAGUUUUGCGAUGACAAUAAAUAAAGUACAAGGGCAGACAUUAGAUUUUGUUGGUGUAUACUUGCCUCAACCUGUAUUUUGUCAUGGCCAACUAUAUGUAGCAUUGUCAAGAGCCAAAACUUCUGUUUCAGUAAAAGUUCUUAUAAGACCAGUAUCAACUCAUGAUUGUGAAGAAGCUGAAACAAAUAAUAUUGUUUAUAGAGAAUUACUAACACUAGCAUAUCCAUCAUAA